Molecule: messenger RNA, 2848 nt
Organism: Trichoplusia ni (cabbage looper)
Lineage: Eukaryota; Metazoa; Arthropoda; Insecta; Lepidoptera; Noctuidae
Exons: 5
Coding region: 1463-2407 (314 amino acids)
Biological process (GO): aggrephagy; mitophagy; endosome organization
Cellular component (GO): amphisome; aggresome
Molecular function (GO): protein kinase C binding; zinc ion binding; K63-linked polyubiquitin modification-dependent protein binding
Source: RefSeq, a predicted model, not a curated record
AAAGCUAGUUGUUAAAAAAUAUAAGUAGGUGUCAACUUUUUUUAUACGGCAAAUUAGUAGUGUUUAAUGAAAUAAUAUAUAAAUUCCUAAAAGAUAAAGAUAAGAUAAAAGACAUUUAUUUGUAAAACAUGAGUAUACAUGGGUAAUGUAAGAUGUUAUAACAAUAUAUUAUUGACCUUCAUGUUUUGCUGUAUAUACAGCGUACAAAUUUUUCAUUAUAAUAAUCAUAAUCAUAAAUUUUACAUUUACAAAUAAGUAUUACAGUACAAUAUAAUGGCAUAUUUUUGCAUGUAAUCGUUCAGUUUUUCUUUUUUAUCGAAACAAAAAUAAAAUUAAUAAAAUGGGUAAAAGGUCAUAAUAUUAGGAAUCUGUUAGAAAAUCUGUUAUAGUAGCACCUGUUAAUUAAAUAUUUUUUCAGAUGUACUUUAAAAAGUUUUAAAUUUAAUGAUUUUAUUUCUUUUGGUACUUUAUUAUAGAUUACUGGAGCCAAACAAAGAAUGCUAUUGUGCAUUAAUGCAGUGUUUGACCGUACUAUGCAAAGUUUAUUAUUAUCUCUUCGACUACGACUGACUACAUCCGAGAGACGGCUAAAUAAGUUUGGAUUUGUUUUAACAAAGAUUGCAGUUUCAUAAAUUAAUAGACACGAUAGGGUUAAAAUUUUAUAUUUAAUAAAGUACGGCUUGCAACUAUCUAUUGUAUCUAGUCCGAACAUUGCCCUAAUGCACCUUUUUUGUGAUUUAAACAAUACGUCUUUGUUUGUUGAGUUACCCCAGAAUAGAAUGCCAAACCUUAAGAUAGAGUCUACAAUGCCGUGGUAUGCCGUGACUAGUGCUUCUGAAUUUACGAUCGAUGAAAGUUUCCAUAAAGCAUACGACGAGGAACUUAAUCUUUUGUUAAGUUCUUCAGUAUGGGCCUUCCAAUUUAUAUUUUUAUCGAUGAUAACUCCCAAGAAUUUUGUAUGGUCAAUAGAAAGUCACUCAGUGGCGUCCCUUGAUAAUUAAUAUUUAUUUGGGGAGUUGCUUUGCGUUGGCUGAACCACAUAAUCUUUGUUUUUCCUAAAUUUAUUUUUAGAUUAUUGUUGGUCAUCCAAUUAAUUAUCGAGCCGAUAGUAUCAUUUAUUUCGUUUUCCUAAGUCUAUCUUCUUCUUCCAUUACGCAAAAUGAAGGGCCAAUCCUGUAAGUACAUUACUAUCUAUCAAAUGGACUAUGAAACGAAUCGAAACGCGUUUCUACAAUUUCAUUCUACUCGACGCUAGAUGGCAGCUAAAUACAACAGCGGCUACCACGGCUCCCCAAUGAUCUUAUGGGCCGUACCAUAGACCAUUGAAAACUUGACGUUUCAUGUCAAAACAAACAAACAUACAUACACAUUUUUCAUGUCAAAACAAGCUACAAAAACACAGAAUUCUGAGCUUUUUACAGCUCUUAUUUUAUUUUGAUAAUAGCUAGGUAUAGAAGAAGAUAUGGUUAAUUAUUGUUGCGUAUACGGAUGCACCCGAAAUAAUCGAACGAACAACAAUUUGAACUUUUUUAGUUUGCCGAAAGAAAGGCACCGACUUCAGAAAUGGCUUGAAGCUAUAGGGCGUGCGGAAUUACUCGACCUCAAGAAACUGAAUCAUCGUGUAUGUUCGCGCCAUUUCGCUCCAGCCGAUAUUAAAAAUAAACACUUGUGUGCUGAUGCAAUUCCAACAUUAUACUUGCCUAGCAAUGGUGGAGGCAAUGAAGACACAAAAGGCAUAUAUGUCCAUGAUCAUAUUGUGUGUGACAGCUGUCGCAAACCUAUCUUUGGUUUCCGCUACAAAUGUGUGACUUGUGAAGACUAUGAUCUCUGUGCUAAGUGUGAGAUGCUAGAGGCACACCCACAGCACUUCUUUGUAAGGGUGCCAAAACCAAUUAAUUUUAUGGAAGGCGACAAUAUCGUCAAGAAACUACAAGGAGUUUUUAGAAAGGAAUAUCAACAAGACAACAGUAGUGAUGACGAUGUCCCCAUUACGAAAUAUGCUAGAAACCAUGAUACGGGCUUAGAAGUGCCCGAAAACAUUAAAGAGCUAAUCCGAAAUGAAAUCAACCGAGUCGUACACAUGAAACCGAUAGACAAAUGUAAAGAAGAAACAAAAAGAAAAAUGGAUGCAAAAAAAAAAGGAACUAUAAAAAAGAAAAAAGUUGAAUUACCUGUUGUCAAAGCUGUUGAUAAUACUUUAGAUGCUAUGGCGCCAAUGGCACCAGAAGUGGCUUUUGCUGAUGUCAAUGAUAUUAAAGAAAAUCAGAUGUUAGAUGUCAAGGAUGAAAUACCUAACUCGCUAACGCCUCUUGGAGGAGGUGAACAGGAGUCAUCAGCAUCUGUAUUACACAAUAUAAAACUGAACGAUGAUCUAUCCGAGUUCCUCAUAGGGGUAAAAUACCCUUGAUAUACACCUACCUACACUAAAUUAUGAUGCACACCCAGCUGUGGGCGCCCAACGCCCAAUCUUAUAGGAUUAUACCUAUAAACUUAACGAUUAUGUUACAAAGGGAAGAUCGUGUAGAUAUUAUUUCAGUAUAUUUGUAUUGUUACCUCAAAAUUUUACCUUUGUCACAUUGAAACCCUCUUUAGAAGAAGACAUGCUGCGCCAACCCCAAAUAAAAAUAAUUGGAAUAAAAGCAGGGGAAUGAUGUUGAUUUAUUCGAAGAUCUCAUUUAAUGCGCGAUUGAUGUAUAGGUACCUAUUAAAAAAGAUACGCGCAUUUAAAAACGCUAACAAUGUAUAUUAAAUGACCGUAAAGGUUAGUAGUGCAAUAAGUCCAAACAGAAGAGUAUAAAAUAAAGAUCUGUAAAUGUAAUUACAAAUAAAAAACCGUAUUUUGUAUGGG